AUGCCCGGGGGACAGCAUGCGUCACACGCAAGCGGACUUGGUGCCAGGACCAUCAGUCCUACGGACACGCGAAGAUUGAAGCGCAUGUCCAUGCACCAAACUCCGAGUCUCAACCAGGCGGCCAACGCGCCGCCACCACCGCCGCUCGAGCAUCGAGAGCAAUCUCGAUCUCCAUCAAUGAUACCCCGGAAGACAUCUGCCACGCCAUCGUCCUCCCGAACAACCCCGGACAUCAACAGAAAAUCCUACAGUUCCGGCCUUUCCAUCACCUCAACCAACAGUUUCAAUACAGUGAGAACAUCCACAGGCUCAAUUCAACCUCGAGCGCCUGUCGCAGGAAGUACUACAUCGCGGCUACCGGCGCCAAAGUCGUCGAACCCGCAUAAUCAUAACCCCCAUUCCGCCGAUGACGAGGAGGACGUCCCACCUGUACCUGCUAUUCCGAAAGCGUACGAAUCACCACAGCAGUCAGCCACGGAGGCAUCGUUUUUGGACAAGCGCAAAGCCAACCUCGCAGCGGAUGCUAGCAGCAUUAACAGCAAUUCAACUGGCAGCUUCUCCAUACCAUCCCUUCCCGAACCCGCUGUUAAGGUCGCCCGAAAGGCUAGUACCCGGAAGUCGACGAAUGCGGCCCCCUUGGAUGCCGAAAAGAAGGGGAACGCUCCUCAAUCGAGAAAGAACCCUCCACCCGUGCGGCUGCCCCCGAUUACUGUCGGCCCGCUGAAUCCAUCAACGACCGCGAAGAUUGCAGCUUUGGGCCAAAAUGGCCCCGACCGAAACCUGAGCCCCCCUCCCUCACGCAUCAUCGCCAAGACACCAACCACCCCCAUGACCGCGUCGAAAAGCUCCUUCUUCUCAAGAAAUAGGCACGACGACAAGUCUGAUUUUCCCAAUUUGCGAAGCAGCAGCACUGUGCACCACUCCCGAAUUGAUAGUGCAUCAGGUGCUGACGGCACAAGCUCGUCCGAGUCUUUCGCGGGGGUCCCGAUACCGGUACCUUAUAAAGCGACUAGAAAGCCCAGCGUAUCUCCGUUCCUGUCCUCCUCCGUGCCCAAGCCCGGCGCGGAUCCUGCUUUCCUGAAGAGGUCACAGACAGGCGACCUUGGGAAUAUCACAGAGCCUCUCGAAGUGAAGCCACCGCAGAAGCCUUCUGGCCCCCGUGCCCAACGGCCUGUGAAAGCAAAGUCUCCCACGCCGCCAAUCUCGGACCCGGAAGAACCACCUACUCCGUCUUCAAUGAGCUCUUUGCGUAGGAAGUUGAGCUUGUCGUGGAAACGUAAUACCUCCAAGACCGAUUCGAAAGCUAGCACAUCGGAAAAGACUGUCGAACGCAGUAUUAGUAAGGAGCAGAUGCCACCGCCGCGGUUGCCUAUCUCCGCAACGGUCGGGAAUCUCAGCUCAGCCAAGAACAGCCCAAGCCCGUCUGUCAAGGCGAACAACUCGUACCUCGAAUCAAGGAGGAGAAAGAGCUCAGCAGCGAGCCUGGGCCAUGAUAGAACUAAGAGUGAAAACUGGACCUCGGCCUCCGUCCCCAAGACUGUCAACGACCCGCACAACCCUUCCGUCAUGCAAAAGAUUCUGCGCCCGAAGGCAUCAGCAACCACCAUGCGUCACCACGACCCGUGGACUGCUGAGCUCGAUAAGGACGACCUAGUUGCCGAGGAAGAGAUGAAGAAGAUGGGCUCGAGAAGGAAAGAGACGGAGAUUGCGGCUAGGACCCUCGACGCAUUACGGAAACGUGCGACGCCAAAGGAACGAGUUGGUGCCCAGGAAGCUAUUCGGAUCGCUAUGCUCAACAUCUAUGAGCGUGGUGAAAUCGUUGACUAUAACGACGUCUACUUUUGCGGCACGCAGAACGCUCGCAAGGUGGUGGGCGAUCUUCAAUCCGAUGCCCCCAACUUUGGUUACGACGACGAACGUGGAGACUACACUAUCGUACCGGGAGAUCAUCUUUCGUACCGGUAUGAAAUCAUCGACGUACUUGGCAAGGGAAGUUUCGGUCAAGUCGUGCGGUGCAUUGACCACAAGACGGGUGUACUCGUGGCUGUGAAGAUUAUUCGCAAUAAGAAGAGGUUUCAUCAGCAGGCUCUGGUAGAAGUAAACAUUCUACAGAAGCUUCGCGAAUGGGACCCCAAAAACCGACACAGCAUGGUCAACUUUACUCACAGCUUCUACUUCCGGGGACAUCUGUGCAUUUCCACCGAACUUCUGGACAUGAAUCUCUACGAAUUCAUCAAAGCAAACGCUUUCCGCGGAUUCUCACUCAAGCUCAUUCGGCGAAUGACGAAACAGAUGUUGAGCUCCCUGAACCUGCUGAAGCAGCACAAGGUCAUCCACUGCGAUCUUAAGCCCGAAAACAUUCUGCUUCGGCACCCACUGCACUCGGAGAUCAAAGUCAUCGACUUUGGAUCUAGUUGUUUUGAGAAUGAAAAGGUGUACACCUACAUUCAGUCACGAUUCUACCGAUCACCCGAGGUCAUCCUAGGCAUGACGUAUGGUAUGCCCAUCGACAUGUGGAGUCUCGGAUGCAUCCUCGCUGAGCUUUAUACGGGAGUCCCAAUCUUCCCUGGAGAGAAUGAGCAGGAGCAACUUGCCUGCAUCAUGGAGGUCUUUGGUCCACCAGAGAAGCAUCUCAUCGAGAAGAGCACCCGCAAGAAGCUCUUCUUCGACUCCAUGGGCAAGCCGCGCCUGACCGUAUCCUCCAAGGGCCGAAGGCGCCGCCCUAGUUCGAAGACACUGCAACAGGUCCUUAAGUGUGACGACGAAGCAUUCCUGGACUUCCUGGCGAGAUGUCUGAGAUGGGACCCUGACAGGCGUCUCAAGCCUGAGGAAGCCAUCCACCACGAGUUUAUCAGCGGCAAGAAGAUGUCUGCUCCUCUGCCCCGAGUUCCGACAGCACGUGAGGCAUCACCGGUGAAGCGCCACACCGUCGGUGCGCCGCGACCUCUUCCCGAACCUCCCGCUUCCGGGCUCAAGAGCGGCAUUCGAUCCCGAGACGUUAGCGGCGCAAGCCCUCACAAGCCCGUGUCAACGGCAUCAUCUCGCAGGCCCUCUGUGGCGACUAGUGGAACGGUUCACGUUGCUACAGCCAAACGCACCAGCACAGGUCAGGGGGGUGUUACCAUUGGCACUAGCAGUCUCCCACGCGCGGCAAUUAGGAGCGUCAGCGCCAAACAAGACUUGGCUUCCGCCGGAGCCACUGCAGCCAUGAGUCGGAGGGGUUUGUGA
Colletotrichum fioriniae is the source of this 3228-nucleotide messenger RNA. It is a transcript of the gene POM1, whose product is annotated as serine/threonine protein kinase, CMGC, dual-specificity. Gene Ontology annotation, cellular component: cytoskeleton; cytoplasm. Gene Ontology annotation, molecular function: protein serine/threonine kinase activity; ATP binding. The record is from RefSeq and is a predicted model, not a curated record. Gene Ontology annotation, biological process: peptidyl-serine phosphorylation; peptidyl-threonine phosphorylation. NCBI's taxonomy places the organism in Eukaryota, Fungi, Ascomycota, Sordariomycetes, Glomerellales, Glomerellaceae.